Molecule: messenger RNA, 2743 nt
Organism: Cyclopterus lumpus (lumpfish)
Lineage: Eukaryota; Metazoa; Chordata; Actinopteri; Perciformes; Cyclopteridae
Gene: foxo3a
Product: forkhead box O3A
Exons: 2
Coding region: 866-2722 (618 amino acids)
Biological process (GO): regulation of transcription by RNA polymerase II
Cellular component (GO): mitochondrial matrix; nucleus
Molecular function (GO): RNA polymerase II cis-regulatory region sequence-specific DNA binding; DNA-binding transcription factor activity, RNA polymerase II-specific
Source: RefSeq, a predicted model, not a curated record
AGCCUGUCCAGUGGGGGCCGGCGCGUGAGCUUUUCCUUCUCCCGGACCGGUUCGCAGCGGCUGCGGCAGAUUGGACGAAGAGCGUCUGCGGGCUGGCGGCCACCCCCGGAGGACGCCGCGCAGGUCUGUUCCACGCGCACAGAGACGUGCGGCGAGAAUGCAUCGUUAUGUUCCUGUAAGCUAGGGCUUGAGCCACGCCACAUUUCUCCAGUAGUCCCCGCACCCGCCCCCUUUUUCUUUUUUUUUUUCUCCUUCUUUUUUAAAUCAAGCUGCAGGACCUUGAGAGCGCAAUCACCGCCUUGAUGGUUUCUGGACAGCAGCGCAGCGCACAGGCGACGGGCAGCGCUCCGCGCGGAUGAUAAAGAACUUGAGCAAAGGAAACGGUCAAGAUGGCAGCUGUGUGCGGACUGAUAACGCCGAUGUGGUGGCAUUAGGCUAAGUCUUUUUUUUUUUUAUUGUAUUUUUUUAUUUUUUAUUGUAUUUUUCUUUGGCAUGCACGCUUGCGGAAUCGCGGCGCAGGACGCGGGCGCGUGUAAAAGAAGACCCUCCGCCGACUCUCCCUCACUUUAGCCUGUUUGCGUUUCGUGAUAUUGCAAUGCGUGUUGGCCGGGGUGUGGGCCGUGCACGAGAAGAGCCAAUGCCGGUCAGCCCGAUCAGCUCCGUGUGCUGCGGAUAGACGCCUCGCGGGAGGGACAGAGAUACGGACACGUGCUGGGGGGGACUGCGGGCUGGACGCCGCGCGUGUACCGUGCAUAGUAAAAUACAAAACCGUCCGCGGAAGGCUGCACACAACAUUGAUGGAAUGCGACCCCGAGUGAUUUUAUAACCCCUUUUUUGUGCAACGAGCGAGAUAUUACGAAUUAACAUGGCUGAGGCUCCGCGCCACGGCGACGAGUCCCCCUCGAACGUGGAGAUAGAUCCGGAUUUCGAGCCCCAGAAGCGGCCGCGGUCCUGCACUUGGCCGCUGCCCCGUCCGGAGUCCGGCGCGGACAAGCCCGGAACAAAUGACACUGACGUAAUCCCCGAAGAAGAGGACGAUGAGCACGAGGGUGGCGACGCUCAGAAAGCCGGCGGCGACGGUGCUAAGUCUCGCGUGUCGAGCAGCAGCAGCGGCAGCGGCGGCGGCAGCGGCAGCAGCAGCGCCGUCUCCCAGCCGGUGGAGGUCCAGCGCGGCCCCUGCAAGGAGGAGGCCGCCGAUGGUUCUCCUUCCUCGGCGCAGACCCCCGCCGCGGCUCUGGGCGGCUCUGCCUCGCAGCAGCUGAGGAAGUCCUCCUCCCGCAGGAACGCCUGGGGCAACUACUCCUAUGCAGACCUCAUUACGCAAGCCAUCGAGAGCUCCCCCGAGAACAGGCUGACCUUGUCCCAAAUCUAUGACUGGAUGGUGAGGUCUGUGCCAUAUUUCAAGGACAAAGGCGACAGCAAUAGCUCUGCUGGCUGGAAGAACUCCAUCCGACACAAUCUGUCCCUACACAGCCGCUUCGUGAAAGUCCAGAAUGAAGGAACGGGGAAGAGCUCCUGGUGGAUGGUCAACCCUGAAGGUGGGAAAGGAGGCAAGGCUCCCCGACGACGGGCCGUAUCCAUGGAUAACAGCAAGUACAUCAAAGGAGCCCGAGGGCGCGCCACCAAGAAGAAAGCCUCUCUGCAGGCGGCUCAAGAAGGCAGCUCGGAGAGCUCCUCCAGCCUCUCCAAAUGGACAGGAAGUCCCACCUCCCGCAGCAGCGACGAGCUGGACGCCUGGACGGACUUCCGCUCCCGGACCAAUUCCAACGCCAGCACACUGAGCGGCCGUCUGUCCCCGAUCCUCGCCAACCUGGAGCUGGACGAGGUGCCCGACGGCGACUCGCCCCUCUCCCCGAUGCUGUACUCCAGCCCCAGCAGCAUGUCCCCGUCCACGGUGCCCGCGGGGCUCUCUGACCUGGCGGGCACCAUGAACCUCAACGACGGGCUCUCCGACAACCUGAUGGACGACCUUUUAGACAACAUCAGCCUGACGGCGUCCCAGCAGCCUCCUCCCGGAGAGGAAGGAAGCGUCGACGACGGCGAGGGGAGCUCAGUGUUUACCUUCAGCUGCUCGGGCAGCGGUCUGGGUAGCCCCGCCGGCAGCUACGGGCCGAGCCCCCUUUUCAGCCCGCCGUCCAUCACGAGCCUGCGUCAGUCGCCCAUGCAGACCAUCCAGGAGAACAAGCAGACCACCUUCUCCUGCAUCUCGCACUUCAGCGACCACCAGACCCUGCAGGACCUGCUCAACCUGGACUCCCACAGCCCCGGCAACGUCAUGCUCACGCAGUCCGACCCGCUGAUGUCGCAGGCCAGCACCGCCAUCGCCCUGCAGAACUCCCGCCGAAACGCCAUGCUGCUCCGCAAAGACCCGGCGUCGGCGAGACCCGCCGGCGCCGGCGAGGCCCAAAGCUCUCCAGUGCCUGGUUGGCAAGCUGGCUUGUCGACCUCUGACAAAGACGCCGCCGCCAAGCCGCCGCACCUGAAGUCUCCCAGCAAGAACGCCUCUAUGCAGCUCGGCUCCGGUUUGUCCGGCGAUCUGGACCUCGAUGUGUUCAACGGCAGUCUGGAGUGCGACAUGGACUCCAUCAUCCGCAAUGAACUGAUGGACGCAGACUGCCUGGACCUCAGCUUCGACUCUCGCCUCACCUCCGCUCAGAACGCCAACAGGAAUCCAGGAAGCUUCUCGAAACAGACCUCGCCUCACAGCUGGGUGCCAAGCUGAGGAGCUCGGUCAUGAGCGGCG